CAAAUUAGUCCGUGGGUAAAACAAUUUUGGGGUGCGCGAAGCAACCCCAAAAGUUAAGGAAAUGAUACUAGCAGUUAGUACAGUGAAAUGAAAUACGGAGUACUGAAUUGGCAAGUACCCCCAGCGGACCAACUUCACCGUCUUCGACCUCACCUCUAGCCGCUCGGACUUCAUCUAUCGUCGAGAAUUAUAUAAACUUUGACCAAUUCAUCGGACUUUGCUGGGUAAAUAAUAUUCUUUCCCACUUGCGCCAAACGUCUAAGUUAUGCUUUCUCAAUAGUAAAUACGUCACACUCAUCAUGAUGAUUAAUGCCAAAUCAUUAACUUUCACCUGCAAUAUUUCGUUGUAUCUGGAAAAACUUGUAGGGGAUGAUCUCUGAGUUAAUUGGGGUUCAUAAAAGUACUCCGAUUUUCAGAAGCUCUCAUGACAGAACACAUUUUGCCCUAAUCUGAACUAUGUCAAGCAUAAUGAGCGUGUGAGAGGGUGUGACAUAAAGUACAAUUGUGAUGACCACUUGUGAGCUGUGACAAGAUCACAAGCGCCUUGAUCCAGUUUGGUUUUGUUGAGAGGUAUUGCUGAGCUGGUUUUUACCAGUGCACCUAUAGGAUCAGCAACAUGGCAUAUGAAAUGGACGAGCAGAAAAAGGUUGGGUUAGGUCUUAUUGGGUUUGGCAUCUUAUUCUCAUUUCUCGCCGUCAUUCUCUUUUUCGACAGGGGUUUACUUGCUCUGGGUAAUAUACUAUGGUUAGCUGGUGUCUCCCUUUUAUUGGGCUGGCGGUCCACUCUGCAAAUUUUCACUAAUAGGGUGAACUUCAAGGGCUCGGCUUCCUUUCUUCUUGGAAUCUUCCUUAUAUUUGUUCGUUGGCCAAUCUUGGGCAUAAUUAUGGAAGUGUAUGGCUGCAUUGUACUAUUCGGUGGUUUUUGGCCAUCUGUCAAGGUUUUUCUUUAUCAAAUUCCUGUCAUUGGAUGGAUCUUAAGAUACCCUAAUCUGCUUCUGGGUCGUUUUCGAGGUAGCUCUUCUUGACUGAUGACUCUUGAUUCUCCUAAUAAUUUGCUCAUCCGCAUCUUGCAAUCUUUUCUCGUGAAUGUGAUUGCGCUUAAACCAGAAAGCUCCAGGUUAAUUAUACUGCAUGGUUUGUAUAUGUUUCAUCACCUUGUCAGCCUUGAGCUAUACUAGUUUGUGAACUUUUCCUGUGCUGCACGCCUAGUUGAUUGAUAUCUUUUUUGUUUUAUUUUAUUUUUAUUAAAACUCCAACCGUUAAAGCUCUUGUCUAUGAUUGGAACCUUUCACUCAUCAUGAGCCGUGUGUUUAUACCUUACAUUUUUACACAUGUAAAAAUGGUGUAGUUAAACCCUGAAACAAUUAUACCGUUAAAUCAGGUUUAGCCCUUCUUUCUCAAGAAUUGAUCUCUCCAUGGUUUCGGUAUUUGUUAAUUGUUAUGCCAUAUUGGAUAAGCAUACAGCUUCUGCUCACGAAUGAACUUAAUCGUUUGACUUUCAUAA
Messenger RNA from Cuscuta epithymum, 1503 nucleotides. The record is from the annotation of a GenBank genome assembly. NCBI's taxonomy places the organism in Eukaryota, Viridiplantae, Streptophyta, Magnoliopsida, Solanales, Convolvulaceae.